Amphibalanus amphitrite is the source of this 825-nucleotide messenger RNA. RefSeq lists its product as uncharacterized. Gene Ontology annotation, molecular function: zinc ion binding; nucleic acid binding. Lineage: Eukaryota; Metazoa; Arthropoda; Thecostraca; Balanomorpha; Balanidae. Bases 1 to 825 code for a protein of 274 amino acids. The record is from RefSeq and is a predicted model, not a curated record. The transcript has a single exon.
AUGAAGGACCAGAAAAGUGCGCCUGAGAGUGGAGUGAAGCCGGCGAGUGCGGCGGACGCUGCAGCCGAUCUCCGACUCAUACCUGAGUUCGACGGAGCGACUCAGCCUGUCACAGAGUGGCUGGAGAAGGUGGAGCUGGUGUGCCGUCUACGUGGCAUCGAAGCGCUGCACGUCGUCGUUCCCCUCCGCCUAACUGGCGGGGCGUUCGCUGUCUAUCAGCAGCUGGACGAGCAGGACAAGGCUGGCUACGAGACCAUCAAAAAAGGCCUGAUUUCGGCUUUCGCAGAGGAUAAGUUUGACGCCUAUGACCGGUUUGAGAAGAUGAAGCUCCGUCGAGGCGAGCCGGUGGAUGUUUUCGUCGCAGAGCUGCGUCGCCUGUCCAGCCUGUUUGGCGGUAUGUCAGACAGCGGCCUAGCCUGCGCGUUCGUGGCAAAACUGCCGGAGACCACCCGCCGUGUGCUUCGUGCAGGAAGCCGCGUCGAAAGCAUGACGCUGAGCGAGCUAAUCAGCCGGGCCCGAGCUGUGCUCGCCGAUGAAGAAGAGACUGCCAUGGCAGCAGCGACGGGAGCAGCAGCGACGGGAGCAGCAGCGCGGACGUCGGCGGCGCCACCCCUCGUGACCUGUCACUCAUGCGGACAGCCCAACCACCUGUCGCGGGAUUGUCUCGCUGCUCGCGGUCAGCGGGAGCGCGGCGGGGCCCGCGGCGGUCGGCGCAGUGUGCACUGCUUCCGCUGCAACCGGCCCGGUCAUAUCGCCUCGUCCUGUCCGGAAAACGACGGUGGAGAGGAGGGCUCGGCGCCAGCCUCCUCUCCCGGUCUCCAGUGA